Messenger RNA from Trichoderma reesei QM6a, 2168 nucleotides. Its product is annotated as lanosterol 14-alpha demethylase. NCBI's taxonomy places the organism in Eukaryota, Fungi, Ascomycota, Sordariomycetes, Hypocreales, Hypocreaceae. Gene Ontology annotation, biological process: ergosterol biosynthetic process. The record is from RefSeq and is a predicted model, not a curated record. The coding region runs from base 336 to 1916 and encodes 526 amino acids. The transcript has 3 exons. Gene Ontology annotation, molecular function: monooxygenase activity; heme binding; iron ion binding.
GCAACUGAUUAGAGCUCAUUUUGGGCUGACUUAUCGAACCACUGGUGGUGCCGUAAUUCACCACCUUCUCUCAUCUCCCUCUCCUUUUCCCAUUCGUCUUCUUCUUUUCGACUUCGUGCUCGAGGCCUUGUCGAUAAAUAGGACGCGGAACCGGCAUCGUCUUUUCGUCUGCCUAUCCUCUGUUUCCCUCCCCUUCUUCCUAUUCUCGCUCCAGAGCGGCCCUUUUGAUUCUUCUCUCUUUUUUCCUUUUCUUUUGGGGUGCCUGACGAACGCGGAUCACACAACCAAUCGCUUCCCCCUCGCCGUUCAGCGCACAGCCUUUCCCGUCACCAAAGAUGGGCGUCCUCCAAGAUGCCGCCAACCAUCGGGUGGCCCAGCUCUACUUCCAGCAAGGCAUUGGCGCGCAAAUCGCCAUUGGCGCUGCCGGCUUCAUUGCCCUCGCCGUCCUCAUCAAUGUCCUGCAGCAGCUGCUCUUCAAGAACCCCAACGAGCCGCCGAUGGUCUUUCACUGGUUUCCCUUUAUCGGCAGCACGGUGAUUUACGGCAUGGAUCCCCCCAAGUUCUUUCGCGACAACCGUGCAAAGUAUGGCGACGUGUUCACCUUUGUCCUGCUCGGCAAGAAGACGACUGUGGCCGUGGGCCCCGCUGGAAACGACUUUAUCCUCAACGGAAAGCUCAAGGACGUCAAUGCCGAGGAGAUUUACAGUGUCCUGACUACGCCCGUCUUUGGACGAGAUGUCGUCUACGACUGCCCCAAUGCCAAGCUGAUGGAGCAGAAGAAGUUCAUGAAAAUCGCCCUGACGACCGAAGCGUUCAAGACCUAUGUCCCCAUCAUCUCCCACGAGGUGACAUCAUACUUUAAGCGCGAUCCCGACUUCAAGGGCAAGUCUGGCAUCGUCGACAUCCCCAAGAAGAUGGCCGAAAUCACAAUCUUCACCGCCUCCCACGCGCUCCAGGGCAGCCUCAUCCGCAGCAAGUUCGACGAGACGCUGGCCGAUCUGUACCACGACCUCGACAUGGGCUUCACCUCCAUCAACUUUGUGCUCCACUGGGCGCCUCUCCCCUGGAACCGCAAGCGUGACCACGCUCAGCGCACCGUGGCCAAGAUCUACAUGGACACCAUCAAGGAGCGACGGGCCCUCGGCGACCAGGACAAGGAGCUCGACAUCCUGAAGCACCUCAUGACGUCCGUGUACAAGGACGGCACCCCCGUUCCCGACCACGAAAUCGCGCACAUGAUGAUUGCCCUGCUCAUGGCCGGCCAGCACUCUUCGUCCUCGACCAGCUCCUGGAUCAUGCUCCGUCUCGCCCAGUACCCGCACGUCGUCGAGGAUCUCUACCAGGAACAGAUCCGGGUCCUGGGCGCCGAUCUGCCUCCCCUCCAGUACGAACACCUCGCCAAGCUGCCCCUCUGCCAGGCCAUCGUCAAGGAGACGCUGCGUCUCAACGCCCCCAUCCACUCCAUCAUGCGCAAGGUCAAGCAGCCGAUGCCCGUCCCCGGAACCAAAUACGUCAUCCCCACGUCCCACGUCCUCCUCGCCGCGCCCGGCGUCAGCGGCUCCGACCCCAACUACUUCCCCAACCCCGAGAUGUGGGACCCCUACCGCUGGCUGCCCGGCUCUCCCAACGCCCCGCUGAUGGUCCGAAACGACGAGGAGGAGGAAAAGGUCGACUACGGCUACGGCAUCGUCAGCAAGGGCGCCGCCUCGCCGUAUCUCCCCUUUGGCGCGGGCCGCCACCGAUGCAUCGGCGAGCACUUUGCCAACCUGCAGCUGCAGACAAUUGUCUGCGAGGUGGUGCGACUGUUCAAGCUGAGCAAUGUGGACGGCAGCAACAACAUUGUCGGCACCGACUACGCCUCUCUGUUCUCUCGACCGCUGGAGCCCGCCAAGAUCCGGUGGGAGCGGAGGCAGUAAGGGGGGGAAGGGGGGCCGUCAAAAGGCCGCACUUUGGUGAGCAGAAUGAAGCAGUGGGAAAAUCUAGAGAGGAGAGUCAAGGAAACAACGAUUUGCGAAUCGAGUUGGGCUUGGAUGCGUGCGUACUGUACAUGAUAUCUUUACGUCGGAGUUUUUGUUGCUUUUUUUGGGACGCAUGGGAGGAUACGAUAAAGCAACCGUGAUGGUCAUGGCCGCAUCAUGGUUGCCAAACAGGUACCUAUUACUAUUACU